Molecule: messenger RNA, 586 nt
Organism: Telopea speciosissima
Lineage: Eukaryota; Viridiplantae; Streptophyta; Magnoliopsida; Proteales; Proteaceae
Exons: 3
Coding region: 74-586 (170 amino acids)
Source: RefSeq, a predicted model, not a curated record
GGAAGACUGAGCGUCGUCUUCCAUUCACAUUUCACAGUUAACAUUGAGAAAGGAAGAACUUCAAAAAUAAAAAAUGAGAGGGAAAACGAAGAUGUGGCUCGAAAACUACGAGACUUUCCUGGAAAAUCGCAACGAGAACGAUCUCAGCAUCAAUCAGCUCAAUCAGAUCAUACAUAUGCACGGAUUUGCGAAAGUACAUAGACAUCCCAAGGAUUUUCUCGCCAAUUCGAUCAGCACAAUCAAUCUGCUGGUACCUUUUCGAUCGACACUGGAAAUGAAAGACACGAUUUCACCUUGUGCUUUCCACAAGACCGAGGAGGUGAUGAAAGAUCUCUGCACCCUGGAUUGGCAGGAAUGUACAGUUCAGUCUGUGGAAACAUUGAGUUCAGGGAAAGGGAAACAUGCAUUAAUCCUCGAUCAACGCACGAAUUGUACCUCUUCUACUGUUCGUGAAAUCGUCGGAAAACCGGAAGUUCGAAAGAAGCGGAAAGUCAUGAAUGUGAUCACUGGGGAAAAAUCUCUUGCUCUUCUUGCUCUUGCUGCUACUCCAUCUUUCGCUCCUCAUAUACCUCGGAGGUCGUGUUAA